AUGAGAGACAACAUUGAGUGGCGGCACGGGGCAGCCAGCUUGCAAGUAAGCCUGCCAGUCAGCCAGCCAACCAACCAGCCGGGGAGACAGCCAGCCAGCAAGUCAGCCAGCUGGGGAGUCAGCCAGCCAGCAAGCCUGCCAGUCAGCAGCGCAGGUGGUCAGCCUGCCAGCCAUCAGGCAGCCUUCCAUCCAACCAGCCAGCGAACCAGGCAGCCAGCCUGCAAGUUGGCCUGCCAGUCAGCCAGCCAACCAACCAACCAGCCAGCCAGCCAGCCAGCAAGUCAGCCAGCUGGGGAGUCAGCCAGCCAGCAAGCCAGUCAGCAGCGCAGGUGGUCAGCCUGCCAGCCAUCAGGCAGCCUUCCAUCCAACCAGCCAGCGAACCAGGCAGCCAGCCUGCAAGUUGGCCUGCCAGUCAGCCAGCCAACCAACCAACCAACCAGCCAGCCAGCCAGCCAGCAAGUCAGCCAGCUGGGGAGUCAGCCAGCCAGCAAGCCUGCCAGUCAGCAGCGCAGGUGGUCAGCCUGCCAGCCAUCAGGCAGCCUUCCAUCCAACCAGCCAGCGAACCAGGCAGCCAGCCUGCAAGUUGGCCUGCCAGUCAGCCAGCCAACCAACCAGCUAGUCAGCCAGCAAGUCAGCAACCAGUCAGUUAGCCAGCCAACCAGCUGUCCAGCAAGCCCGUUAGCCAGCCGGCCAGCCUGCCGCCCAGCUUACCAGCCAACCAACCAAUCAGCCAGCUAUAUAGCCAGUCAGCUAGCCAGCAAGCAACCAAGCCAGCAGUUGAGAAAUCUGUGCCGAAGAGUGGGGGAUAGGGGAUGA
This is a messenger RNA of Patiria miniata (bat star), 816 nucleotides long. RefSeq names its product transcriptional regulatory protein AlgP-like. Bases 1 to 816 code for a protein of 271 amino acids. The transcript is spliced from 2 exons. NCBI's taxonomy places the organism in Eukaryota, Metazoa, Echinodermata, Asteroidea, Valvatida, Asterinidae. The record is from RefSeq and is a predicted model, not a curated record.